CCAUUAUUUCUCGCUGCAGGCAAUGGACACCACAAGGUCGUGAAAGUAUUGCUUGAAGAAGGGAGACAAGACCCGGACAUGACUGAUGAACAUGAUCGAACACCGCUUUCUUGGGCAGCCGGUCGAGGACAUACGGGAGUAGUGAAGCUCCUGCUUGCCAGAAAAGAUGUCAAUCCUGACUCUAAGGAUGACAAGAACUGGACGCCACUGUCAUGGGCAGCAGGAAAUGGCCACACCAAAGUGGUGCUGAAACUGCUUCUCGCCGACAGCAAAGCUUCAGUGAAUCUCCCUGAUACCGAGGGCCGAACACCGUUGUCGUGGGCCGCAGCAGGUGGUCACAGUGCCGUGACAGAGAUUCUGCUCUCAGAUGGGCAGGCGAAUGCGGACUUGGCAGAUAACAAAGGCCACACGCCGUUAUUGUGGGCGGCACGGGAAGGGCAUAGGGCAGUU
Molecule: messenger RNA, 450 nt
Organism: Mytilinidion resinicola
Lineage: Eukaryota; Fungi; Ascomycota; Dothideomycetes; Mytilinidiales; Mytilinidiaceae
Product: ankyrin
Exons: 2
Molecular function (GO): protein binding
Source: RefSeq, a predicted model, not a curated record